Molecule: messenger RNA, 1628 nt
Organism: Elaeis guineensis (African oil palm)
Lineage: Eukaryota; Viridiplantae; Streptophyta; Magnoliopsida; Arecales; Arecaceae
Product: WAT1-related protein At5g07050-like
Cellular component (GO): membrane
Molecular function (GO): transmembrane transporter activity
Source: RefSeq, a predicted model, not a curated record
ACUACUCUGGUAACACUUACUCAUAUAGAAACCAGGUCAAGCAAAAGCAAUACCUGAGUUGCUGGAAAGACAAAGCUCAAUAGCUAUGGCACUUGGAAGGUUUCAGAUCAGACGAACAUGCAGGAGACUGAAGGCACACUUUCUCAUGACUCUGGUUCAGCUUGGUUACACAAUUCUCUAUUUCAUUACUGAAGCUUCCUUCAACCGGGGAUUGAACCCCCAUGUCUACAUUACUUACCGGCAUCUUGUUGGUGGCUUGGUCAUGUGGCCUUUCGCCUAUUUCCUUGAAAGAAACUUAAGACCAAAGCUGACAUGGGCAUUGUUCCUGGAAUUAUGCGUUCUUUCAAUUCUUGGGGUCAGCCUAACACUGAAUAUGUACUUUGCAAGCUUGAAAUACACCUCUCCAACAUUUGUUUCCUCUAUGGUCAAUACUGUUGCUUCCAUGACAUUUGUCAUUGCUAUUCUGGUUAGAUUGGAGCAUCUUGAUGUUAAGAGUCCUCAUGGCAUGGCAAAGAUAGUCGGGACCAUAGUUUCGUUGGCUGGUGUUACAACCAUGACACUGUAUAAAGGACCAGCAGUCAGGAAUUUCUGGAGAGCACUGAUUCCUAUACAACGAAAUACAAUUCAUGAAAAUUGGCUGGAAGGAUCAAUUCUUACUGUUGCAAGCUGCAUAACAUGGUCAAUAUGGUAUAUCAUGCAGGCAACAACACUCAAACGAUAUCCAGCACAACUUUCACUCACUACAUGGAUGAACUUUAUUGGGGGCAUACAGUCAGCUGUUUUUACUGUUGCUGUAGAGCAUAAACCAACAGCAUGGAUGAUUGGAUUCGACAUUGACCUUUGGAGCAUCUUAUAUUCUGGAAUUGUAUGUUCUGGUUUAAUAAUCUUCAUUCAAUUGUGGUGCACGGAGGAAAAGGGACCAGUUUUUGUCACUAUGUUCAAUCCCCUUUCAACAAUAAUGGUGGCACUUCUAGCAUACUUUGUGUUUGGUGAAAGAUUGUACACAGGAAGCAUAAUUGGAGGUUUAAUUGUCAUCAUCGGACUCUACCUGGUGCUUUGGGGCAAAGAAAGAGAUCAAGAAGAGCAGACGGAAUCUAAAAAGCCUUCUUUUUUGGCUUAUGGAAAAAAGGAGGCAAGCCAAUAUGAGAACAAUGGAAAAGGAAAUGAUACAGAAAGAUCUCCAGACGUCUAGACCUUGGAGGCUUCACAUGCAUUGAACACCCUUUCACCUUGGGUUGUGUCAGCCACUACAUUAUUAUUGCUUUGGGAGGUGGCAGAUUAUAGUCAUGAUUAUCUUACAAGGAGAGAAACUGACUAGGAAGCUGGUUCGAAAGUACAGUCACAAAUUUCAAUUACAAGCAUCAUGACUGCCAGCUCAGUUCUAAUUUCUAGUGCAGAAAAGCAGAUUGUUGCAUAUAUAGUGGCGAGCACAAACAAUAUGAAUCUAAAUUAUAUAUUAGGGAGAAAAAGCAUAAGCUAAUGCACUGUUGAAAAUAUUUCUCUUCAAACCUUCCAGACCUAAACAUUUCGCCAUUGCUUCUGUCCUCUAUUUCUAGCCAUCAUUUGAUAGAGUUUGCUAUUCAUUAUUUCUUACUCAAUAAAUUUAGCAAUGGUUGGUUCCCUGUAAC